CGGUUGUGCAAGUGUGUAUGUAUGUGCUAUACUGUAGGCGUCAACAACCGGGAUUGUCGGACGCGCUGUGUGCUGCUGUUUUACUACUGCCUCCCCCGUUGUACAGCAUAUAAUCAAAUAAAUUUGCAUCGAUAUCAAACUAAUUGAAAGACAGGGCAAGUUUUGUUGUGGUUGUCUUUCCUAAUCUUCAUUUUAUUUGAUAUCGUUACUUCUGUUCCGUGUAAUCGCUCCAAAAAAGUUACCGGUAGAGAAAGAGAGAAACGUAAUAUUAUAUAUACAAAUAAAUAUAUAUAUGAACGUGUGUGUUUUUUGAUUAUCAGCAGUGACAUCGUUUGUAUCUCUUCGUGCGUUAGAAGGAGACAAAAACAGACGACGUACAUAUUUACAAUACACAUAAGUGUACAUUUAUCGCGAAAAAAAGAGUGCAUCGCAUACAUCGACAACUACGUACAGGGGACAUCAUCAUCCAGCACCGAUCGAGUGCAUCAUUAUUAAAGUCCAUCCGCGGUUAUCAGUGCUCGUCGUCUGCUUGUGCAUUUUUGCUGCCGCAUACAUUUUACGUAUAUUUUUUUGUGGGCCGCAAUACGUGGCCUCUGUCCGACUAUUACAACGGCAACUAAAUUCAGCAACUCGAAGCUCCAGUUAUCCGACAUGGCAGAGAGCAAAGGAGCGCUUCUCGCCAAGAGCGUGCAGAAGCACGCAGGCAGAGCUAAGGAAAAGUUUCUACAGAACCUGGGCAAGGUGGACAGAACAGCGGACGACAUACUGGACGAGCACAUGCAAAACUUCAACAAGCAACAGAACGCCGCCAACAGACUGCAAAAGGAAUUCAACAACUACAUCAGGUGCAUCCGAGCCGUCCAGUUGGCCUCAAAGUCGCUCAUGGAGGCGAUGAACGAGGUAUACGAGAGCCAAUGGACCGGCCACGAUCUGUUGUACGUGCAGGCACAGAACCUCGACAUGCUCUGGCAGGACUUUGCCCACAAACUCGGCGACCAGGUCCUUGUGCCCCUCAACACGUAUCAGAGCCAGUUUCCAGAAAUGCGGAAAAAGAUCGAAAAACGCGGCCGCAAACUGGUGGACUACGACAGCCAGAGGCACAGUUUCCAGGCGCUCCAGUGCAACCCGAAAAAGAGGGACGAGCUGAAGGUGACGCAGGGCAAGGAGCGCCUCGAGGAGGCCAAGCGUACCUACGAGCUCCUCAACUCCGAGCUGCACGACGAGUUGCCCGCCCUCUACGACUCGCGCGUCUUGUUCCUCGUCACCAAUCUACAGACGCUAUUCUCGGCCGAGCAGGUCUUCCAUACCGAGAGUGCCAAGGUUUUUGCAGAACUCGAGGCUCUAGUCGACAAAUUGGCCAACGAAAGCCAGCGGGGAUCCUACACGAUCAAAAAGAACUCGACGCCCCAGUCGCCCAAAUCGCCUAACGCAAAUUCAUCGCUCAUCAUCAACACGCAACCUCAACACGUGUCGGCAGUUUAUCCUCAAGUACAAAAUCUUCAUUUGCUGCAGGAGUGGCAUACAAGCCUCAACCAGGAUUAG
Copidosoma floridanum is the source of this 1542-nucleotide messenger RNA. RefSeq names its product amphiphysin (gene Amph). Gene Ontology annotation, molecular function: phospholipid binding; protein binding. Gene Ontology annotation, cellular component: plasma membrane; cytoplasm. Lineage: Eukaryota; Metazoa; Arthropoda; Insecta; Hymenoptera; Encyrtidae. The record is from RefSeq and is a predicted model, not a curated record.